UCGGAGCCCGGGGCCAGGUCGUCCGCCGCGGGCUCGCGCGCCCCGAGCCCCAGCGCCUGCCCCGGUCCCAGACGCUUGCUGCUACGGUUAACAGAAGCAGGAGGAAGGGACGGGAACCGCUACUGGGUUACUAUGCACUUGCGACUCAUUUCUUGGUUUUUUAUCAUUUUGAACUUUAUGGAAUACAUCGGCAGCCAAAACGCCUCCCGGGGAAGGCGCCAGCGAAGAAUGCAUCCUAACGUCAGUCAAGGCUGCCAAGGAGGCUGUGCCACGUGUUCAGAUUACAAUGGAUGUUUGUCAUGUAAGCCCAGACUAUUUUUUGUUCUGGAAAGAAUUGGCAUGAAGCAGAUUGGAGUGUGUCUCUCUUCAUGUCCAAGUGGAUAUUAUGGAACUCGAUAUCCAGAUAUAAAUAAGUGUACAAAAUGCAAAGCUGACUGUGAUACCUGUUUCAACAAAAAUUUCUGCACAAAGUGUAAAAGUGGAUUUUACUUACACCUUGGAAAGUGCCUUGACAAUUGCCCAGAAGGGUUGGAAGCCAACAACCAUACCAUGGAGUGCGUCAGUAUUGUGCACUGUGAGGCCAGUGAAUGGAGUCCGUGGAGUCCAUGCAUGAAGAAGGGGAAAACAUGUGGUUUCAAAAGAGGGACUGAAACACGGGUCCGAGAAAUAACACAGCAUCCAUCAGCAAAGGGUAACCUGUGUCCCCCCACCAGUGAGACAAGAAAGUGUACAGUGCAAAGAAAGAAGUGUCAGAAGGGAGAACGAGGAAAAAAAGGAAGGGAGAGGAAAAGGAAAAAACCCAAUAAGGAAGAGAGUAAGGACGCAGUACCUGACAACAAAGGUCUGGAACCCAGCAGAGAAACCCCGGAACCACGAGAAAACAAAGACAAACAGCAGCAGAAGAAGCGAAAGGUCCAAGAUAAACAACAGAAAUCGGUAUCAGUCAGCACUGGACACUAGAGGGUCCCAUGAGAGCGUUGUAAACUCAGAUGCUGCUAUCUCAGCCAGAUGCCCAGGACAGGUGCUCUAGCCGUUAGGACCACAAAUGGACAACGUGUCAGUUACUGCUCAGUCUAAACAACAUUCCAAAUAGUCGCUAUACUCUUCAUACAAGCAUAGUUCACAACAAAGAGCCAAAAGUUCAAAGAAGGGAUGUUUUCAAAUGGUUCUCUUACGUGCUUCUGUGCAUUUCUAAGAGACGAGAAGUUUUGUACAUAAUGACCGAUAGGCUGUAAGAUGUACAGCGUCACGAUGACAUCUGGAGAAGCAACAUCUUUUCCCUAUAAAAAUAAGUUUCCAAGUUACUGCUUUAAGAAGCGAAAGAUAGUUGUGCAAACUCAGAGACGCAGUAUCCCUUCAGCGCAAAUAAGAGAUCAGGGAAGAGGAACACCUUUCAAAGAACAGUGUCGUUGUGUCCAGGAGAUCUAGAGAGUGCUCAGAUAUUAGGGCCUGGCCUUGGGAAUCCUAGGAGUGAUCACCGCAGGAACACCUGCUUUCAGAUUGGUUCUAUCGCCCUCACCCUGUCCUUCCGCAGGAAACGUGAGGGCGUACACCAGAGCUAAGCAUCCUGUCCGGGAGUGGAGAAGGGCACAGUGUGGAAGACACCGUAGCGCUGGAGAUGACUUCUGGGCCUCACAGAGCUGUGAAGGGUUGGGAUUACCUGGAACAGGUCUCCAGUCGAUGUCAGCACUGUGCCGUUCAGCCUCUGCUACCCCCUGGGUUCUAGAAGUCUGUAAACAUGUACCUAUAACUUCCAAAAGCAAAAAUCAUACUUACUAGAAGAAAAUUCUGAUCUCAUAGAAAACGAGAACUAGAGCAAAGGAGACUAGAACAUGUUUGCAAGGUCGUGUGUUUUCGGAGGGAAAGACGAUUUUAAUUACCUGCUUCAUGGUCCACCUGGAACUAAAAGGGAUACUACUUUCUAACAAGGUGUAUCUAGUAGGGGGGAAAGCCACCACAAUAAAUAUAUUUGUUGAUAGUUUUUAAA
Molecule: messenger RNA, 1987 nt
Organism: Canis lupus familiaris (dog)
Lineage: Eukaryota; Metazoa; Chordata; Mammalia; Carnivora; Canidae
Gene: RSPO3
Product: R-spondin 3
Exons: 5
Coding region: 133-960 (275 amino acids)
Source: RefSeq, a predicted model, not a curated record